This is a messenger RNA of Carassius auratus (goldfish), 9005 nucleotides long. RefSeq names its product sterile alpha motif domain-containing protein 9-like. The record is from RefSeq and is a predicted model, not a curated record. The transcript has 2 exons. Gene Ontology annotation, molecular function: protein binding. Bases 3752 to 8680 code for a protein of 1642 amino acids. NCBI's taxonomy places the organism in Eukaryota, Metazoa, Chordata, Actinopteri, Cypriniformes, Cyprinidae. Gene Ontology annotation, cellular component: cytoplasm.
AAAAUGAACAUGUGUACAAUAAUCAUGUAGCCAACACAGGUACACACAAGCACAAAUAAACAGAUUCAUUUACAGGAUUUUCUGUAUUUUGCUAACAGUCUCAGUUACUUACAUAUUAGAAAUAAACUAAAAUAAGCUGUGUUUGUUUACAAGACUGUUACUUAUUGUGUAAUCUGUUGUAAUAUUCAAACUGAAAAAAGUAAUAAAUGUAUUUAUUUAUUUAUUUAUUUGUUUAUUUAACAGGGACAAUGUAUGGCAUUCAGCCAUACCAGAAUUAGCUACAAGCUAAAUUUCAUCUGUAGUCCCUGGGCAGGACAAGGUAACAUACAAUUAACAAUCACAUAUAAAUAUACCAUAAAACGUCAUCACUCAAGUAGCCUUUCAGACAACAAAGUUUCACAUUCUUAAAAACCCAAUAAAACAAAACAACAGAACAAAAUAAAAUGCAAUAUUAGGUAAUAGACACAACACUACAAUGUUAGGAUACGACAGAAAAUUAGUUUUUUUAAUUUAUGAUUAAUGGGUACAUGAUUAUAUCGAUUUUAGCCAUAAUUUUAUUUUGUAUUUAAAACAAGUAAAUGAACUGAUGUCUCUAAUCUCAUUUGGGACUGAAUUCCAGUACUUAGAGGCUCUGAUAGAGAAGGCUGAUCUGCCAAACUCAGUACGUCUGUGCUGUACGGCGCAGUGACCUCUAUUGUUUGCCCUGGUAGUUCUCCGACUAUCUGAGAGCAAUAAUAUGAACUCAAAAUGUGACACAAUCUGGAUUUUUUUCCCCAUGUACAACGACAUCUGGCUGAUUUUAAUUUUUCCUUAUAUAAAAAUACAUACACACAGUUUUACUGACAUUUAGCGUCAUGCAAGACUCAGAGAGCCAAGUGGCAAUUUUUGCCAUUGCUGCUGUUAAUUUGGUUGCCACUUCAUAUCUGUCUCUUCCAUGUGCCAGAAUGACUGUGUCAUCUGCAUACAUUUGGGUGUCAACUUGAGGACAUGCUAGUGGUAGAUCGUUAACAUAUAGACUGAAUAACAAAGGGCCUAAGACUGAGCCUUGCGGGACGCCAACAGAACAGCAACUGAAAGAUGACAUUUUAUUCCCAACUCUGGUGCUUUGUCUUCUCAUGGUGAGAUAGGACUCCAUCCAUUUCAUAGCAUCAUCGGAAAAAUUUAAGUUUGACAACUUGGAAAGAAGAACAUUAUGAUUUACUGUAUCGAAAGCUUUUUUUAAAUCCAGAAAAACUGCUCCUAUAGCACCCCCACUGUCUAGUUUUGAUUUGAUUUUUUCAACAAAAUAGCAAGUAGCCAUUUCAGUCGAGUAAUUUUUCCUAAAACAAAUUGCAUUGGAUGAAGUAUUUGUCCAGAAUUUAGAAAGUCAGUUAACUGCUCAGUUACCACUUUUUCUGCAAUCUUUGAUGCCACCGGCAAAAUGCUGAUAGGUCUAUAGUUAGCCACAUCAGUAGGUUCCCCUGCCUUGAAAAUCGGAACUAACACUGCAUUUUUCCAGGCAGCUGGGAAAAUUGAUUGCUUUAUCGAUAAAUUGACUAGGUGUGUAAUGGGGGUGCUAAGGGAGUGAAUAUUGUUCUUUAAAAAUGUUGAAUCCCACUUGAAUGUGUCCUUUGCCUUUGAGAGCUUUAAAGUGCUUAUUGUCUCACAAAUUUUAUUUUCAGGAACUUCAGUUAUCUUAAAAAUGGUCUUAUUAUAAUCUGGUGUUGCUAUAUUUUUAAUUCUUGCACCAAAAGUGUCAGAUAAAUUCUGCACUGAUAGGGUAAAAUAAGUAUUAAAUACAGAAGCUAUUUCACUGGGGUCAUUAUUUAAAAUUCCAUUAAUUUUUUAGCUUAUAUCCAUUUCCCUGAUUUUGCUUCUUGUCUUUCUUUGUUAGUUUAUUUAUGUUGCUCAAUAUCAAUUUACUAUUUCCUUUUCCGUCUUUAAUAAUAUCCAUAAAGAACUUUGCCUUUGCUUUCCUUAGUUCAUUGACCACUUUAUUACGAAGGUUUGUAAAAAUUUGUCUGUCAGUAAUUAAUUUAGACUUCAGUGCUACUUUCAAGGCAAAGUCACGUUUUUUCAUCAGGUCCCACAAAUGGUCAUUAAACCAUGGUAGGUUGCCCUUACGCCGUCCAUUCUUAAAAAUUUUUGUAUAUUUUUCUUUAAGUCUAUUUAUUGUACCAAUGAAGGACUCACAGGACGCAUCUAUAUCAUAUGUGAGCAAAACAUCCUUCCAAUCAUUUUGACUUAGUUCUUCUUUAAACGCAUUCAUAUCAUGUUUCCCUAUUCCAUAGGAGUUUUUGAUUAUCUCUCGUUGGUAAAUAAUCCGUUUUUUUUUUUUAUUUCCUUGCAAUAAGAGUCAUGUUAUGAUCUGACAAACCAGUGAGAAGAUUAUAAGAUUUUAUCAUUCUCUCUGGUUUGUUACUGAAAAUAAGAUCAAUUUGUGUUUUUGAGACGUUUGUUAUUCGUGUGGGUCCAUCUAUUAGUUGAGUCAGUUCAAACUUGUCUGUAAGUGCUUUUAGCUUUUUUCUAGUUGCUUUUUCAGCCCAAUUUAAAUUAAAAUCGCCCAGAACUAUACAUUCUUUCUUUGUAUCCAAUAAUUUAAGCAGGUUCUUAAAAUUUUCAUAAAACGUGACAUCAUAUGACGGUGGUCUAUACACACCAAUCACAUUAAAUAGCAUCUGCUGAGAGAGAGUAAUAGUAAUGGCAAUACAUUCAAGUUCAUUUACACAUGUUAGAUCAAUUUGUUCGCAUCUAAUGUUAUCUCUCACAUACAUAAGUAGCCCGCCACCUCUUACCUUGUUUCUGUCCUUCCUGAAAACCUUGUAGCCAGGCAUUAUGAAUGAGGCUUCGGGUGACGAUUUGGUUUAACAUGUUUCAGACAGAGGAAGUCCAAAUUUGAGUCAGUAAAAAGGUUUUCUAGUUGUUCCGUUUUUGCUCUUACACUACGAAUGUUAAGGUGACCUCCGAUGAGGCCCCUUGGCUUUGCGCAUGGGUCCCAAAUAAUUUUGGAGUGCUGAACAGUUUGGAAGAGACCGAUGUUGAAAUGUUUUGUAACUGCUGGGUUUCCGUGUGAGUGUCUCUGUUGGUCGGCAUUACCUGGAGUUACGAGCGUGCUCGCCGGGGGUAGAGCUUGCACCACGAUGGGUCCUGGGUUCAGCUGGACAUCACCAGCAAGGAGAAGUGUAGCAAACAGGUACGUGAGCAGCUUUCUGUAAAAGCGUGGAGCUUUAGAUCUAUCACUCGCAGUGUUAGUUUGCUCGCCUGGCGCUGUUGCUCUUCCAUCCCGUAGUAUUGCCGUGUAGAGGGUGAAUCGGCUCCAUUCAUUAUGUAUAACAGGUUGUGUUGGUGGUAGUGCGGUGUCAGAUCACCUGAUUGAUCCCACAGCCGCGGACAGAAAGGAUCAGCAACACUAUAAUAUAGACCAAAAAGGCGGAUCGCUGUAUAAAGUCCUCAGUUCUCGGUACAUACCAGUACUUGUUUUUUGUAGUAUGGUUACUAUCAUAGCAUUUUUCAGCCACUUUAGACGGUGCAGAUGAAAACAAACAUAAAAGUUUGGUGAGCACACCUGUGGCUCCUGCCAAGCCACUACCCGUCAUGUUAUUUUAUAUUGUAAGAAAAAAAGAAAGAAACUGUCAGUGAAGUAUUGUAUGUGGAUUUACAGUAACACUAGUUUGUCUUUACUUGUCAUGUCAGCUGGAUUCUUGGUAACAAAUGAUGAGAAAAAAACAGGGAGGGACAGAGCUUAGAGAGUGUUUUCAUACUCCAUGAAAGUAUGGCUACAGCAAGUCAACAGGCAGAACUUCCUCUUCAAGUAGAGGAGUGGACGAGAGAGCAAGUUUAUUACUGGCUGACUGAGGUGAUUAAAGUGGAUAAAAAACAUGCAGACAAGCUGUACGAGGAAGAAGUAUCCGGGGAAGAACUCAUCUGUUACCAGCCCAAACAUCUCCAGGAACUUGGUAUUAAGCAUGGUCCAGCUGUUAAGAUUAUAACCCGGUUAGAGACGUUAAAGAAAGAACAACAAGAAACAUAUUCUUCUGACAAUUCCUAUACACAGCACACAGAGGCCAGGCUAAACACAACAGUGGGAAACGAAGACAGCAUUUCAACAGAUCAAACGCAGAUAGCUAAAAAUGGCAAGAAAUCAAAGAGGAAAUCACACAAAAAAGAAAAUACAGUUCUUAAAAGUGCUAAUUCCACAGACAAAUUAAUUCAAUCGGGAAAAGAUUCAAUGGAUAACAUCUCCAAAAGCACACCGAAAGAAGACCCACAACUAAAUGCACCUGUAAGCGAACUCCCUUCACAAAACAAAAACAUUCCACUUUCAGAAACUUCACAAGAAAUUGAACCAACAGAGUCAGCUGACCCUAAAACAUCAAACAUUAAUGCUGAUAAAGUAGUUGACAAGGAAAAGCACAUGAGGAGGUCUAGAUCCAUACAGCAGUCAUGUAGUCUCUAUCCAUUUGAUCAGAACUCUGCUUCUCAUCGAUAUAUACAAAACUACACUUUACCACCAGAGACGGGACCGGGUAAUCUGACUGAUCCAGUUCAAGAGUACAAGUUUAUGGGCAGAACAGAUGACAUUGAUGUAAUAAAGAAGAAGUUCAAUAAAGAGGUGUUUCGCUUUGCUGCUGGGUGUAUGAACAGCCGCACAAAUGGAACCAUCCACUUUGGUGUAGCAGACUCCAAAGAUUCUCAAUAUGCUCAUGGUGAGAUUAUUGGGGUCAGUGUAGACAAGAAGGACACUAUCAUUGAUCACUUUAACCAGGGCAUUAAAUCACACUUUGACGAACACACAGAUGAAGCAAAGCAAUGCAUCAGACAACCACGCUUUGUUGAAGUUCUCUGCCCUGACGGCACUCUAUCUGGCAAAUAUGUCAUAGAAGUGGAUGUAGUUCCAUCCCACAGCAUAGUUCAGGGUAAAUUGUUUUAUAUCCAGACACUGGAUGAGGAAAAUCAAUGGAAAAAGAGCAAAGAAAAAUCACUUUUCAUCAGAGAGGGGGCUGCGACCCAUGAUAUCUGUAAAAUUGGUAAUACAAGAGAAUUUCAAUCUGAAAUAGCCCGAAUAAAUAAAAAAGUAAAUGUUCUGGACAACAUGAGGAAAGAGGCAGAAAAGAGGCCUCUAAGCAAAGGAACAUCCAACCAGGGGGAAAAGCUGAAGAACCUGUUGACAUACGGAGGAAGCAGACUGGAUCAUUAUGAUUACUAUAUCAUUGUAACAAACAAAAGUCACCCUGAACAACUCCAGCAUCUUCAGUUCAUGACAACACUGAAACUGUUUUGUGUAUUGGACUUUGAUCCGAACUCUGUAGUAAAUGGGUCAUGCCACAACUACAGAGAUGUUCGGAUUGCAAAUCUUCACAAACCAAGUCAGUUCCAUGGAGAUCCAGGGACAAUAGUUAAAAACCUUAACUUAUACAAACAAACAAGCUGGGUAUUUUGUAAUGGCAGAGAAGAUCUCAACACUGAAUCUGACAGACCACUUCAAUCAAAUGAAUGGUUAAAACACAAAGCUGGAGAGGUACAAGACAUGAUUUCAUUCCUCUGCAACAAAGACACUCUUCCAAGAGGACGAUUUCUAGUCAUAUUCCUCCUACUCUCCACUGUUGAGGCCUCAGUCGAUCCAAUUUUUGACACAUUCAUGUCAUUUUAUAAAAACCUUGGGGGUGCAGAAAACACAUUAAGUAUUUGCACUUCAGAUACGUCCUUUCAAAAAUGGAGGGAUUUCAUUCAAGCCCGAUGUGAUGAUGAUAUCAGUCAGCGGAGCAUAUAUGACCUGGAGCUCAGUGAAAUCAAUGGGACAAUACUGAAACUGUGCCAGAACAAGCAAAAUGCUCAAAGACUUCUUCCAUCUGCUGAGGGAAGUUCAGUGAUUCUCCAAAAGAAAGAUGAGGAUCUUAUGACAUCCCUUGAUAUCCUGUGUGAAAAUGAAUGUGAAAACGAAUACGAUGAGAGCUCUGCAGAAUUUGAAGAGUUCAAAAUUAAAACCGAGUCUGAGUUCUAUAGAGGAGGCAAAGUGAAAUGGUGGAACUUCUAUUUCUCAGAGCAACCUGCAGCAAAGCCAUUCAUAAAACGAGACAAACACUCAAAACUAGAGAGUAGUAUCAGAUCUCAGAACAAAAAUUGCAAAAGUUCCUGUGUCACAGUGAAUCUCUUUCAUCACCCGGGGUGUGGCGGCACCACCAUGGCCAUGCAUGUGAUGUGGAAUCUGCGAAAAGAAUUCCGAUGUGCAGUGCUGAAAGACAACACCAUUUCAAAGGAAGAAGUAGCCCAAGAUGUUACUCAUCUGAUUAAGUGUGGAAAAAGUGAGAAUUCAUUAAAAACACCAGUCCUGCUAUUAGUGGAAGACUCAGAGGAAACAGAAAACACUCAAGUACUCAAGCACUCAUUGAGGACAAUCACAGGAGAAACAGGGGCAACUGUCAUCAUCUUAAACUGCAUACGUACAAAAACCCCACAAGACAGACACAACAAAAGUGUAGACCAGAGUGAGUUCAUUACAGCAAAGCUAUCUGACAAAGAAAAAUUAGCUUUUGAAAUGAAGCUUAAAGAACUUCAAGAAAUAAAGUCUUUCACAACUGAGAACUUCUACAGUUUUAUGAUCAUGAAAACUAAUUUCGACCCAGAGUAUGUUGCAAAUGUUGCAACUAACAUUCUGAAAGAUUUCACAGUUUCAGAGAGUAAACAAACACGUCUCUUCUGCAUUCUGGCUUUGCUGAAUUCAUAUGUGGCUGAACCAGCUGUCUCGAGAUCUAUAUGUGAAGAUUUUCUGAGCAUCAAGAGUGUAUUUUGGGGAAGAGAGUCUGUGCUGGAAGAGAUGGAGCCCUACUCCUGUUUGUUGAUUGAAUUUGGGGCAGAAGAAUAUGGGGGAUUCAAAGCAAUUCGCUUUGUUCAUCAACAUCUUGCAACAGAAUGUGUCAAACAACUAGAGAACACACAUAACUGCUCCAGAGCGGACAUAGUUCUUGACAUGCUGCAUUGUGAUGCCUUUUUCAAAACUUUUGCAGUGAAGGACGUUCUUGUACAAUCAAUGAAAAGCAUGCUGAUCACUCGUCAACGCAAGACAGAAGGUGAUGAGAAAGACACCCUGUUUUCACCACUGAUAGAAGACAUAAACUCCAGAGAAGAUGGUCUGAAUAAAAUACAAAAGAUUUUUAUUGCAGCUUCGGAAAGGUUUGAUAAAGACUUCACAAUUCCUCAAGCUCUAGCAAGACAUCUGUACCUGAAAGAGAAGAACUUUGCUGAAGCUAAAAGGUGGGCAGACAUUGCAAAAGCCAUCAAAGAAAACUCCUACACUGUAGAUACAGUUGGACAAGUUGCAAAAACUGAAUUAAAAAACAAACUAGAGUGUAAAAAACAAGAGAAUAAACCAUGCACAGCUGAAGACUUGAGUGAGUAUCUUGAGUUAGCAAGCACAGCCACCAAAGCUUUCAGAAAAGCUCAAACCUUGGCAAAGACCGAUGAUGCCCUAGAAAUUGAACAGGAACUUCACAGAAAGUUAAGCCCUUAUAACAUAUCUGGGUACAUGGGUGAAAUCGACACAGCCAUGACUGUUUUUGACAUCAUCAAAAAACUGCCAUUGUUUAAGAAAUGUGAUCCAAUGAAAGAUCAUUACAUCCAGAGCUUUCUCAAAGGAAAUCUGCCCUGCACCAAUAUCCCAGUUUGGGAAAACAAAUCCAAUCAUGAAUUUGUUGCUGUUCUGCAGAACUAUGAAUCUUUCCUUACAUCUUUAAAAUCACAGGUGAAAGAGGCAUUUGAUUUCCUUGAAAUUUACUUCACUUACAUGAAAGAAAAGGGAUCUGACAAUAUGAGAGAUGCAAAGACUCGCAAGAGGAUCUCAGAACACUACCAAUACUACAUCUCAUUAUUCUGCACCUCUCCAGAGGACGAACAAAAAGAGAAAAAGCAGAAACCAACACUGAGUUUGAAUAUGGAGAUUGAAGAGUGCAGAAUGUUCCUCGAGAAAAACAGGGCUGAUACCUUCCCAGGCCUUCUCCAGGUAUUGGAACCCAAAAAAGUGUCAGUAGAACAGAUUGCUGAAAAAUACUCAUUCAUUUAUAAGAAUUCUGCCAUCAAAACUACAAAGGACAAAACAAAUCAUCUGCUUGCACACUUAAUCCUUCAGCUGAUUUGCUCAAAAUCAAAGUUAGCCAAAUCCACAGAAGAACUCAAUGAUCUUUUAAAAGAAAUUUUGCAAGAUGUUGGUACACAGCACCAAUACCCAGAGCCUUUCUACCUUGCAAUCCUUUUGCUCUGGCCAGGAAAAAAUGUCAGCAGCACUGGCAUUAAGACAUAUGUUGAUAAAAUCAGAAGCUCAGCAAGAAAGAAUCUUUCCCAUAUGUACCGUACAAGGUCAACCAUUGCACACUUCUUCCUGGGGACAUCUGAUGGAAUACAGAGGCUGGUGACUAAAGUUUCCCUUGACAGAUCUGAGAGUGUCAGUAAUGUUAAGAAUCGCAACAUUCUCUGGCAAACAGGAGAAAUUUUUAAGGAAACCCCAAUAAAUAGCAAGCUCCUAAGAGUGAGAGGUACAAUUGAACAAGGUGAGGUGUUCACAGAGUAUGGAAAUCUCAAGAUCCCAUUGCGCCCUGCAUUUCUAGGUGGAGUGAGAAGUGGCUACAGCACAGAGAAUGUGUCCUUCUACAUCGGCUUUGCCAUGGAUGGACCGCUUGCUUACGACAUUCAGUACGAAGACGACAGAUAGAUCACUAUUUUUAAACAUUUAACCACACUUAACUAGAAAGCAGAAAAAACACAUUGUGGAUGAAAUUACAAUAAUAAAAUAAUAAAUAAAUAGUGUGAUUAAUGUUGAUUAAUCAUCUUGUCUUUAUAAGCCUUCAGUUUCUCUCUGUUAUACAUUCAGGACUGAUGUUCAUUUAAUGGUACAUGUUUGUUGAUGCUAUUUAUCGUUCCUUUUCUUUAUGUUGAAGUUGGAAUUAAAGACCCUAAACGUUACUCCUUCGUUGUGUGCUUUCUACAACCACAAACCACAUACUGUGACACAUUUAUGCUGAUUUGAGAUGUUUGUA